AUGUCAGAUCACAGAAUCAUGGCUUCUGAGAUUUUCGUGCUUAACUUCACCGUGCGAGACCUGCUUCUGUCCAACCACUCCCAAGCCUAUCGCCUUGACAUCUCUCUGGUUUAUCCGGUAUCAAUAGGGAAUAUUCCUCUCCUCUACCAUGGCGCAACAAGUUUCAAAAUGGAAGAGAAAAUGGAAGAGCAAAUGGCCAGCAUCUUAACAAACUUCACUGCGGGUAUGAAAGAAGUUGUAGUCCUCCAGACACAGACGAGAAUCCAUCUGGAAGCUCUCGAGGCCUUCGAAGCCCAGGCGCGUACACGACCCCGGUCACCACGCCGUCCAGCCCCUGUUCCGCUUUCUGAAGUCAAUGGUACAUCGCCUUCUACAAGCCCCGAAGGCCCACGCAACACGCUUGUCUCGACGGAGGUGAUCACGAGGGAUGCGGCGAGUAGAUCUCGCACAAAGGCCGUGGCUGUAGUAGCCUGCUCUUCGGGACCAAGACUCUCAACAUCUCGAGAUCAACCUACGGAGCAAUACUUCCCGGAUCAGAACCAUACGCAAGAGCUCUCUAGCAUGUUGAAUGCAUCUACCGUUACUGUCGGGAGUCAUCCUCAAUCUCCCCGCUCUUCGGCCGGAGCUGAACUUGGGCUUAGGAACAACAUCGGUGUUGAUGUCAGUAUGCCCGAUGCUGGUGGCGACUCUUCUAGAAGUGGAGGGAAACCCACAUUUGAUAAAGGCAAAAGGACCACAUUCAAUAACGAGGGGAACGUCGGAUUCAAGACUGGAGAAAGCUCUCAGUCUAACGGACAUCUGGACAGAGUACACAGGUCGCAGGACGGAGGUCGCCGCAUUGCUGGAGGAGUGCGAGCUAGUACUGCUCGACCACAACAGUAUCCUGUACCUCCUACUUCUCCCACUGCUAUUCCUGGCGGUCCUCGACCACAGGGUUGUCAAACCAUCGAAGGAUCCACGACGCAAGAGACCGCUUCUGGUCAACGGGAGGGUCACAAUGCGCAACUAGGCAAUCUCUUGGAUGCCUUUGUGGGGACGUGGCUUGUACGAUGUAUCACAACUAGUGUUUUCACAAUUAUUUGUAUGUUCAAUAGUGGUCAGGUAGACAAGGUUACCUCUGGGUCCCGGUUUCCUUGGCUGGUCCAGUCGUGCGAUCUUUCGAAAAAGGUUGGCAACUUUGAGUUCCUCCGUCUGCGUGUGCAACAAGAAUACCAAAUUCGCCUGCCAGAAGUCCGACUUGAGAUAUGGCCGGCAAGAGUCCGUCACACAAAUUUCCAGCUGAGGGCUAUAUGGAAGUAUUGCAAUGAACGUUGCUGGAAAUUGGCUCCAUACGCCUUCAACGCAGACAAAAGACCUUAUGAAGAGUUCAAGUGGGUUGUAUAUCCGACAAGCGCUCGGUCUAGGGGCGACGCAGCCCGUAACAUCGCAGAGCAGCCAGAUCCAGGAUUGCCUUCUGCUGCCAACCCUGUCAACCAAACGGGAUGGCCAGACAACCUUCCACCGCCAAAUGCGCCUGAAGGACCUAACGGUGGUUUGCGUAAGCCGCUUCCUCAUCCGUCUGAUGGUUCUCGUCCAGUACCCGAUGGUCCAGCCGCUGCAUCAGGAUCCGAAAGUUCUGCCAACCAUACUCUUCAACCAGUCCCUGCUCCUGCUGCACAUAUGACAGUUCCUAGUGGACUGUCUAGAACUAAAGGUAAAGCCCCUAUUCGCUUUGGAGAAGCUUCCUUCGGUCCAGCACCUCGAGCAUCACCACCUCAACAACCAAAGGCUGUAGACACCCGCUUAUCCGGCAUACCUCUUUCUGUGUCGAACGCUCUAUGCGCUACCGGUACGGUACAUCCAUCGCGAACAACUCUCAUCGACACCACUAGCACUCGCAAUGCUGUCACUCAAACGCAUGCCCCUAAAUCGGGUCCAUCACAAGCCCCGAAAAGAAUGCCUAUCCGCUUAAGCAUUCCAGUUGAUAGCGUAAGGCCUUCGCAGUCUGAGACUGGACGAGUCGGACAGCAGACACCAUUGUCUGGCCCAUCAAUAUGCAUCAAUCAUUCCUUUGCCAAGCCAGCCCUCGACGCCAGAUCUUCUUACAGAGGUGUGACCAAGACUCCAGGGUCCACCGAGAGCCAGAAGCAAGUGGCUCCGACUGAACUUGGAACUCCGAGCUUGCAUUCGAAUGGCAAACCCCUGCCUCCUGUUGGAGCUCAGUCCGUUGCCGUUCGAAGAUCCUUGCGAGCAGCGGGAAAGCAGCCAGUAAGAUCUGAGGUCUCUAUCACCAAUGCAUCAUCGUCUGUACCUCAAGCCAAGACUAAGAGCCAAGAUCAGUGGUGUGAGAGGUGCCAGACAAAACACUUCGCAAGUGCGGCGAACGACACAUUGGAUCCUGUCGACCCUGUCACGUGUAACAAGCCUCACCGUGGUAUCUGUCGAAAGCUUUCCAGCGCUCGUGCAAAGGAUCGCCCUUCGUCGAAAGCUACGGCAAAGCAAGACCAAGCACCCAAGAGGACCAGCAAAAAGCGCAAGGCAGAUGACGCUGACGAUGCGGACGAGGUGAAUGUAAAGGUUGGGGAAUCUACCAGCCAGUCAAUGCUUCUCUCUCGGCCUAAGAAGAAGAGGAAGAGGGAGUCGAAGGAGAAGCGGGAGGCGAAGACGCAAGCGAAGGAUAAGGCGCAGACAGAGUUGAAGGGAAAGAGAAAGGGACCAGUCGGCUCGAAAGGCCAAUGGUAUGAUCCCAUUCCGGUGGAUGAUUAG
Molecule: messenger RNA, 2745 nt
Organism: Aureobasidium namibiae CBS 147.97
Lineage: Eukaryota; Fungi; Ascomycota; Dothideomycetes; Dothideales; Saccotheciaceae
Exons: 8
Coding region: 1-2745 (914 amino acids)
Source: RefSeq, a predicted model, not a curated record